This is a messenger RNA of Amborella trichopoda, 1984 nucleotides long. RefSeq names its product selenium-binding protein 2. The record is from RefSeq and is a predicted model, not a curated record. Gene Ontology annotation, molecular function: selenium binding. Lineage: Eukaryota; Viridiplantae; Streptophyta; Magnoliopsida; Amborellales; Amborellaceae.
UCACGGAGGCUUUAUUUGUGUUGCAAGAAUUAUGUGGGUUUCUUUGCCUCGUGUUUUUUGGAGCUUUUAUUGAUGGAGACCGCAUAAGCAUUGAGGUACACGCAGGAAAUUAAAUCAUCAGAAGCAUACAGUGAAGUCAAGGAACUUCCACGUUUUUUAUUGGUUUUGCUUAUUGAAACCUAGUCAUUGAUUUUGCUGGUUCAAAUUGAGGGCAUUGCUGAUACAUAGUUGAGGGGAAAUUUAAAUGGCGACUGGACUCACUGAGCCACUGUCUUCUGAUCACAAGCUUACUCCUAGCAGUUGUGCGAAGAUCCAGUCCGGUUGCUGCAAUCAAAAUGGGCCAGGUUAUGCAACUCCACGAGAAGCAAUGUCUGGACCUCGAGAGAACCUGCUCUAUGUUACAUGUGUGUACACAGGAACUGGAAGAGAGAAGCCUGAUUUUCUUGCUACAGUCGAUGUUGAUCCAAACUCACCUACUUACUCUAAGGUUAUUCACAGGUUGUCCAUGAGUAAUCUAGGAGAUGAGUUGCAUCAUACUGGAUGGAACUCAUGCAGUUCAUGUUAUGGGGAUCCAUCUGCCCAAAGGCGUUUCCUGAUUUUGCCUUCACUGUUGUCUGGCCGUAUUUAUGUAGUUGACACACAGAGUCCAAGAGCACCUUCUCUACAUAGAGCUGUUGAGCCUUCAGAAAUUGUGGAGAAAACUGGAUUGUCAUAUCCUCACACAUCUCACUGUCUUGCAUCGGGUGAUAUCAUGGUCUCAUGCCUUGGAGACAAGGAUGGAAAUGCUAAAGGAAAUGGGUUUCUACUACUUGAUACUGAGUUCAAUGUGAAAGGAAGGUGGGAGAAACCGGGUCACAGUCCCCUUUUUGGCUAUGACUUCUGGUAUCAACCACAGCACAAGACAAUGAUAAGUUCUUCAUGGGGAGCUCCAUCAGCUUUUUCAAAAGGUUUCAACCUUCAACAUGUUUUGGAUGGUCUAUAUGGAAGACACUUGCAUGUGUAUAGCUGGCCUGAAGGUGAACUGAAGCAAACAUUGGACCUAGGAAGUUCAGGACUUUUACCAUUGGAGAUUAGGUUCCUCCAUGAUCCUUCGAAGGAUACUGGGUUUGUUGGAUGUGCUUUGAGCAGCAAUAUGGUGAGAUUUUAUAAGAAUCCAGAUGGCUUAUGGAGCCAUGAGGUUGUGAUAUCCGUAAAGCCAUUGAAGGUCAAAAACUGGAUUCUCCCUGAAAUGCCAGGGCUCAUAACUGAUUUUCUCAUCUCUUUGGAUGAUCGAUUCCUUUACUUUGUAAACUGGUUGCAUGGAGAUGUGAGGCAAUAUAACAUUAAAGACCCAUCAAAGCCUAUAUUGGCAGGACAAGUUUGGGUGGGCGGCCUCCUUCAGAACGGUAGCCAGGUCAUUGCUGAGACAGAAGAUGGAAACGAAUUCCAAUUCGAUGUCCCAGCUAUUCAAGGCAACCAACUGAGAGGAGGGCCACAGAUGAUACAGUUGAGCUUGGACGGUAAGAGACUCUACGUGACAAACUCGCUCUUUAGCACAUGGGAUCGACAGUUCUAUCCCGAACUUGUAGAGAGAGGCUCUCAUAUGUUACAGAUCGAUGUGGACACCAACAAAGGUGGGCUUUCUUUAAAUCCCAACUUCUAUGUGGACUUUGGAGCUGAACCGGAUGGGCCAUGUUUGGCUCAUGAGAUGAGAUACCCAGGUGGAGACUGUACUUCUGACAUAUGGGUUUGAGGGACAAAGUCUAAGAACGAUAUCCUUGUGUUUAAAUAAGAUAAUAAGCCAAUGUUGCAAAAUCAGAUUUCCACUUAGAAUAAGCUCCAAAAUGUGUGAAACCUCUUUUUCCUUGUGUUGUCUUGUAACAUCUUGGGUGGAGUAAAUAAUGGAAUAUCAAACUCAGGCCCGUUUAUUUCAUUACAAAAUUGGCAAUGCGGUUUGUUGUGUUAGUAUGGACAUUCCCUUUGUUAGUAUGGACAUUUCCUGGUA